Molecule: messenger RNA, 992 nt
Organism: Zychaea mexicana
Lineage: Eukaryota; Fungi; Mucoromycota; Mucoromycetes; Mucorales; Lichtheimiaceae
Product: ras related protein 1b
Exons: 4
Coding region: 52-606 (184 amino acids)
Biological process (GO): signal transduction
Cellular component (GO): plasma membrane
Molecular function (GO): GTPase activity; GTP binding; GDP binding
Source: RefSeq, a predicted model, not a curated record
CCUUUCCCCCUUUGGUGUACCUAUUUUACAUUCUCGAACAAAUCGCCGCCAAUGAGAGAAUACAAACUUGUGGUCUUGGGUUCCGGAGGUGUAGGCAAAUCGGCUUUGACUGUCCAAUUCGUCCAAUCGAUAUUUGUCGAGAAAUACGAUCCAACGAUUGAAGACUCGUACCGAAAGCAGGUGGAAGUGGACGGACAGCAAUGUAUGCUUGAAAUUCUGGAUACGGCAGGGACCGAACAAUUUACGGCGAUGCGCGAUCUGUACAUGAAGAACGGACAAGGCUUCCUGCUUGUAUUUUCGAUCACCAGUAUGGUUACAUUGAACGAUCUACACGAGCUGCGAGAACAGAUACUGCGCGUCAAGGACUCGGAAAAUGUGCCGAUAGUAUUAGUGGGCAACAAAUGCGAUCUGGAGGAGGAGCGCAUGGUGUCGCGCGAGCAAGGCAUGAUGCUGUCACAGCAAUGGGGAGGCAAGCCGUUUUAUGAAACAUCAGCGCGGUACAAGAUUAAUGUAGACGAGGUGUUUUUUGAUGUGGUGCGGCAAAUCAAUAAGCAGAUACCCAGCAAAGAUAAGGGCAAGAAGAAGCUCAAGUGUGUAGUCCUGUAGAAUCUCUCUCUUAUUGUUUUUAUUCCCCUUCUCAUGCUCUUAUUCUCCACCUCCCCACCCCCCCCCCCGAAUCUCAUGUUUUCGUCUGUAACCCGCUUUGCUGCCGUAAUAUAUCCUUUCUUCGUUCUAUUUCUUAUUAAAAGAGGCUUAUCUCAUUCAAGCAAUUAUUGGGGCCAUCUAUAGUGACACAACCUAACCAGUUUUAAAAAAAGCAUAGUAAGAUAUUAUAUUGGGGCUGUUGAUACAGAGUCUACGAAAAUAAAUACGAAGGAAUAAGAAAGUAAUCGUCGAGAUAACUUUGAAAAGAGAGAGAGAGAGAGAGAGAGAAACGAGAAAAAGAAAAGCGUAGGAGGAUGAGAGGGAGGUUAAUAAGAGGAGAACAGAUU